AUGGUAUUACGUGAUGGGUUGAAAUCAUAUUUCAUCGAAAAUAUUAUGACCAUUAUGAAAAACAACCCAUUAUUAGUUUUAGAAUUUAUUAAGAAAUUUAUUUUGUAUGACGAUUUGAAAGAAGUAUUGUUAAAAGCUUUGUGUUUGAAUCCAGCGUUAUUAUUUAAUUUCGAUAACAAAGAAAUUCCUGAAAAUAUUCUCCAUGAAUUAAUAUCGAGGUCAGAGUUAUGUCUGGAAGAAAACUUGUUAUUAAGUAGAAUUAUUCAAUGGUUGUUGGAUACAAACGGGUUUCCGGAUAAGGUAUAUUUAAUGGAAUAUAUAAGAUUUAACCAGAUAACUUCUGACGAAAUUAAUGAUAUAAUAGGUAAAUAUAAGAAAAGAAGAAAUAUAAAUAAUGAAAUACUUUCUGAGGUGCAAGAAUGUUACGAAAAAUUCAAAAACAAUAACUAUGAUGUCCGAGAUGGCAAUUUUUGCCUCAGAUCUGAAAUUAUAGAUUUAGACACAGCUAAAAAAUUAAUCACAUGGAUAAGCAGAAAAGAAUAUAAUAAGUGUUGGUACAAGUUUGAGCUUUUAUUUAAUACGAAGCAUGAUG
Molecule: messenger RNA, 592 nt
Organism: Dentiscutata heterogama
Lineage: Eukaryota; Fungi; Glomeromycota; Glomeromycetes; Diversisporales; Gigasporaceae
Source: the annotation of a GenBank genome assembly